AUGCAAGCUCAACUUGAUACAUGCAACACCACACCCGAACGUGGGGUAUGGACGCAUAAGUACCGUCUCCUUCUCGCCUUGGACUUCGAAGCAGCCAUCAAUCUCAAACAGUGGAACGACAUCCCGAGCAUAAUCGACAGAGCCAGCAAUAUGCUCAACGACAAGCUCUGCUCCGCAUUCCUAGACUGUAUCCUCCGCUCUGGGGCGCCAGCUCCCAACAUCGCACAGGUCGUCAAGGAUAUAAUCUGCAUCUUCCACUCCUCGCCGUCUCCAUCCUUCAGCGCUGGGGCCUUCCACCAGAAACUUCCCCGGUAUCUACGGUGCCUGUUUCAAAUAGCCCUGGAGGCGAAAGACUACUCGCUGGCAGAGUCAGUCCUUCACCAAGCUAUCGUUCUAGCUCGGGAUGGCUCAGCAGACACAGACUUGCCGUUUGUAUAUCCGAGCGACGAGCUCAAAUGGCUGGCAACCAUGGCUUUCAAUAGAGCGGUCGAUUUAUAUAUUGCCUCGGCUGAUGAGGACUGUCGAAAAUGGGGAGAGAUUGCUUUUACACUGGCUGAUUUGAUAAAGGAUGAUGGCGGUGCGCUGCUGAGAAUGCUGCGGCAAAACUAUGCCAAACUUAUGUGA
Messenger RNA from Aspergillus fischeri NRRL 181, 624 nucleotides. RefSeq lists its product as uncharacterized. Lineage: Eukaryota; Fungi; Ascomycota; Eurotiomycetes; Eurotiales; Aspergillaceae. The transcript has 2 exons. The record is from RefSeq and is a predicted model, not a curated record. The coding region runs from base 1 to 624 and encodes 207 amino acids. Gene Ontology annotation, biological process: regulation of synaptonemal complex assembly.